AUGGGUUUGAACCGACUUACCUCCGAGGACGGCGAUAUGGUCACCGCUGCUACUGCCACCACCACCGCCACGGAGUCUGUCGAGAACCUGCCAGAAUCGUCAGAUUUGGCAAAGCUUCAUCUGAGUCGUAGAGCAACCUCACUGAAGAACUUGAUCCACGAAGCAGUUCUUUGUUUAGAGUUUUUCUCGUUCUACAUCUGGUCGUCAUCGAGUCUGCCCUGCGGCUUCCGUGAAAGGUCGACAAACCAGCAGGUGCUAAUUUUCUUCCCGUGUCCCUCCUUCCUCGCUUCCUUAGGCCUUGACGGGUACUUCUGGUUCUGA
Soboliphyme baturini is the source of this 321-nucleotide messenger RNA. The record is from the annotation of a GenBank genome assembly. Lineage: Eukaryota; Metazoa; Nematoda; Enoplea; Dioctophymatida; Soboliphymatidae.